GCCUGUGGCUGCCCAAAUAUUUCCUUAUCUUAGCAGAUCUAAUUUAUACAAGUAUUUCCUCACACAUGAAAGGUUGCUAACCCUUGGCCUAUAGUUAAAAAGUGAAGCCAUUAUUAUUUAAUUGAAACAAAAAUUCUAAAAUUUUCAGGAGCUAUGUCUGGACUGCUGUCUGCAGCCAGUGUUGACUGGGCAAAUAAAAUAAGAUGUAAUGUUGUUGAUGGGCUGCGACAAAGUUUUCAGGAUGGAAUAUUCACAGACAUAGAAAUUGAGGUUGGAAUACUUUCUUUAGAAUUUUUAACUUUAUAAAAAUUAAGUUCAAUUAUUUUAUCCAUUCUAAUCUAUGGCACAGCAUUUGUUCUCGGUUAAAUUUGAUCUUAGACAAAUAAUCUAUAAAUCCAAUAAAUAGCACAUGUGUAACAAAGUUGCUUCUUAUUGUAUUUAUUCAGGUCAGUGAUAGUGUAUUUCGGUGCCAUAAAGUUUUUUUGUGCGCCAUUUCUGACUACUUUUUGGCCAUGUUUACAUCCGGAAUGAGAGAGAGUGUUGACAGCCGUGUGACCAUAAAGGAUUUGUCUGGUUCAACUUUUAGAGCAGUCCUGGACUUUUACUAUACUUGUGACAGGUAAACGACAUGAUUUGAAAACAUACUUGGUUAUCAACAAUGACUCACUAGCAUAAAACAUUUAGGUAAAAAUUCAAUGAUUUGAUUCAUUACCACCCAGUCCCCAUUUGCUUUCUCAUGCCCUUUCGAUAGACAUUACAGAGUAGUAAGGCUAAAGGUUUUAUAAAAUUUCAGUGCAGUUUUUUCUGGACGGUUGCUAUGUCAAUUGUCUUAAACAGCAUUAAAUUUAUAAUGUGUAAAUGAAAUAUGAAUUUAAUAUAUUUAAAUUAUAAUUUAUUAUGCCAAUUCACAGAGUUUUUCAAACAUCCAAUCCAAUAUUUUGUUAAGCUUUAACCAUGUCUGAAAGCUUGCAUAUGUUUUUAUGGGUUAUCUUGUCCUUUGCUCUUAUCUCCAUGUCUUUUAAGAUAACAUUUUCAAAGCCUGUUUAAUAAACAUCACCUAAGAAUAACAUUUUAGAAAAAGUAAAUUAAGGAAAAUAAAGGUCAACAGGCAAUGGUCACUUUAUUUCAAUACAAACAUUUAGAAUAAAAAUAAUGGUCACUUUAUAUAAAUAGAAAAAUUUGGAAUAAAAAAUGGUCACUUUAUUUAAAUACAAACAUUUAGAAUAAAAAUUAUGGUCACUUAAUUUAAAUACAAACAUUUGGAAUAAAAACAAUAGUCACUUUAAGUACAAGCAUUUGGAAUAAAACAACAUUUUUUAAAUAAGCACAAAAGCUUUGAUAACUUCAUUCAGUAGUAAAUAAAACAAAUGUACUCAGUCCAUAAACUUUUUGUCAUUCAUGUAUGUUUUUAGUCUACUGUUUGGGCUGUAAGAUGUAUAUUCUGUUGGGGCUGUGUUGGUAAUUCAGUUUUGGCUGUGUGUAGGUAUACAAUGGUCCCUUGUCUAUCGCAGGGGUUAGGUUCUCAUAGGUGAACAUACAUGUAGUAGUGACCUUAGAUUUAAUCUAUUAUUUAUACAUAUUUAAGGUUUAAUUAUCCCUCCCACACUGUUAUUAAUCUUUCCCACACUCUUAUAAACACUUCCAAUGCACUUAAACCCUUUCUACACUCUUAAACCUACAUAGUUUUAACAAUUUAAAAUUCAAUAUGAACACUCUAUAUACCACAAAAUCCUGAAAUAUAGCGAAAAAUCCACAAUACACAAUUAAAUAUAUAUACUUAAAAAAUCAGCGACACAGUGAAACUGCAAAAAGUAAAUCACAAUAUGGUGAGGGAGGACUGUUUACUGUUUGGGCUGUGUGUUGGUAUAUAAAGUUUUGGGCUGUAGGUGGUUACUUCCAAAAUAUUUCAGUGAUUUCAUCUAUUGUGUGGUUGAAAAAUGAUCAAUUUAUAUUGUGUUGUUUUAUUAAAAAAGUCUAUAGGUUUUUAAUCUAUGUCCUCAGGUCUGUUGUCAACACAGAUACUGCUGAAGAUCUUCUCAGAGCAGCUGGUUUGCUUCAGAUGAUCACUCUACAAGACAGCUGUGAAACUUACUAUGCAGAAAACUUGAAUGUAGACAAUGCACUGGCCGUCUGGGAUCUUGCACAAUGUUUGCAUUGUGAGGCUUUGGCUGACAAGGCAAAGCGUUUCAUUUUAGCCAACUUCCUGGACAUUUACACAGAGCCUGAUUUCUUACAAGUCGAUGCUGAACACCUGAAUGAGCUGCUUGGAGAUGAUGAUCUACGUGUGCCAGAUGAAGACUAUGUCUGUGAGGCUGCGGUCUCAUGGCUAAAGCAUGAUAUAGGAAACAGGGCAAAAUAUUUUAAUGAAAUCUGUGUAAAUCUCAGGCUUAGAUACCUAUCAGAAGAUUCAUUUAGCAAGCUACUUAUUUUUACUCGCAAUGAAUGUCAUAUUAAGGACAGCAUUCUUGAAGGAUUUACAGAGAACAGAAGAUAUUCAUUCCCAGAAUCCUCCAAUACAGUAGCCUUAGAUACACCUUUGUCCUCCAGGAACUACGAAAAUAUGCUUGUGGUUAUAGGAGUUCAUAGGGCCACUGGAAUAUUGCCUACAGUUCAUGCAUACAGUUUUAACACAAAGGUAAUUCAUUAUAAUCGCACUCAAAUUAAUAAACCAUUUGAUUUAUGUAAUGAAAUCAACAAGUCAAAUUACCAGAUAAACAUGUGUUGUCAAAUAAUAUUGGCUAUACUAAAGUACUUGUAUACCAGUGUGGCAGGCCAGCCUAUACCUCUGUCCAGAUUAAGCCCAGGGUUAGACUGUCCUAGGCCAGAAUAAACAUUGAGGAUUAAACUGGCCCAGGGAAAACUAUGCCCAUGGAAUAAAAUAGGGUAGGCCAGACUAUAUCCCCACAGACCAGACUAGGCUCCAUACUAUUCCUGGCACUAGUAUACUGUUGAGCGGAUGAACCACCCUGCUGAUUUUUUUGAUUUAUGAUUAACAAUUUUUGACAGUUUGACAGGCUUUGACUAGUUUGUGAACACUUUUCUUCUUUCUCUUCCGGUAAUAAUGGUCAGAGAUUUUGGCUAACGUUUUAUCUCUGCCAAAAUAGCUACCAGAAACCAAGUUGCCUUGACAGGCCUUCACGAUAUAUUUGGCUGUCAGCUUUUAUUGAAAACCUCCUUUUCCCCAUGGUAAAGGAUCUCUUAGUCUGCUCGAAUAGUUUAGCUUUUUGUCUGAACUCGAACUUGGCAUUUAAACACUUCUCUGGAGAUAUGUCGUAGAUCUGCUGGGGGUUGUUUAGUUGUGUUUAAGAGUAGAAUUGUAAAAGAUGGUCAUAAGUUGGUCUUCCGUGGCUCCGCCCUGGAGCUCUUGUCGGCAUGUCCAUUCCACUAUGACAUGUCGAUGAAGAGGCGUUUCCACAGAUCCCCGAACGCUAUCCGGGGUACAAAAUCACCUUGUAGGGGACCUGCGCGUGAGAGGCAAAGGUCUUUCAUGGAAUAUGCCUUGGAAAGCGCACAGCUGCAUGGUAUCCACCAAAUGCAGCAGUUGAAACUAGCGCAGAAAAAGGUUGGGAUAGGAUUACAUUUUGCUGUUAAAGGAUAUCAUGCAAGAGUGGAUUUGGCAACACUUGCCCAUGCAGCCUUAAAGGGGACUGCACCUAGGCAACCGUUUCAUCCCAGCUACAAUGUGACUUAGGCACAAAGUAGAAACCAUGUGUAGAGUCCCUAUGAGAGGGCGUCUGUCGCUAGCCCGGAGUGGGAGGGGGUGUUUUAGGGACAUUAAAUAUACCAUCCCAAUCCCUAGAAAGUUCGACUGCAGGUGCUGUGAGAGCAGCAUCACCAGCGGGCCAGGUGUUGUGAGAGCAGCACCACCAGCCGGCCAGGUGUUCCUACAUCGGGGGUGCCUCGCCUGCAUAGUCAAUCGAGUGGAAGGCGGGUGGGGCUGUCUCAAUGGCGGAAUGCCCCUGCUCUGCCGCUUUGUGGCCCGACUGGAAUAAAGACUCUGUUGAAGGCCAGUUGGGAGGGAGAGGGGUGCAUUGAGAAAGACUUAUUAAGCUCUGGCUCGAUAGUUUGCUGUUUUUCUUAAGUGUUUAGUUUAGUCUUCCAUGGUUGUCAAAAUUUGAGGUGGAAUUGUCAAAUGUGUGACUGUAAAAAAAUCAUUAAUGACGUAGUUAAAAUAAAAGACAUAAAAAUGGUAAAACAACAUUACAAGUUGUUAAAAGCUAAAAAUAAAUGAUUGAUAUAAAAUCACAGGUAAAGGGAACAUAAAUUUUCACUAGCGUUUGAAAUACAAAAAUAAAAUCAUAUAAAAUCAUAAUCAAUUUUAUUUAUUAAACUCCUUAAUUUGGUAUACGAGUCUUUUGUAACUAUGUGUAAUUAUGUUUGUUCCCCCAGCAUCAAAACCUGGCUAUGCUGGUUACACUGGCUAUGCUGGUUACACUGGCUAUGCUGGUUACACUAGCUGUUCUGGUUACACUAGCUGUUCUGGUUACACUGGCUAUGCUGAUUACACUGGCUAUGCUGUUUACACUGGCCAUGCUGGUUACACUGGCUGUUCUGGUUACACUGGCUAUGCUGGUUACACUGGCUAUGCUGGUUACACUGGCUAUGCUGGUUACACUGGCUGUUCUGGUUACACUGGCUAUGCUGGUUACACUGGCCAUGCUGGUUACACUAGCUGUUCUGGUUACACUGGCUAUACUAAGGCUCUGCUAAUAAUCAUUAAUUUUUUAGACAUUGUUGAUUACUACGUUAGAUGGGUUUUGUCUGGCAUGUAUGGGUAUAAUGACAUUAGUCUGUCCUGAACGUGUACGUCUGGCCUAGAGGGAUAUAGUCUGGCCUAGAGGGGCAUUGUCUAAAAUGGAAGGGUAUAGUCUGGCUUAAGAGUUUUUAGAUUGAAGUCAUUCAACUUUCUCAUUUAACUUACCUGAAAAAGAUGAACCCCCAAUAAAAUGUCAAGAUAUGAAGUAAUUGAUGUUUAUAUCACUGUAGACUACCGAUUUCAAGGGGGCUAUAAUCUGGCCUGGGGGAUUUAAUGUGGCCUGGGGGGUAUAUUCGGGCCAAAGCCAAUUUAACCCUGGGCUUAAUCUGGUCAGGGAUAUACUCUGGCCUUCUACACCAGUACUGAAAGUUUUUCACUGUAAUAUUUCAGCAUUACCUCCCCUUUUAUUGCUGAUCUAUUUUGCCCUUUAACUAACCUACUACAAUACUACAUUGUUACAUUAUUCAAAUCUAAAGUUGAAAUGUCAGAAUGACAUGUUGAUCAUUGUGAUUUUAACAAUGAAGUACACUCAUGCAAUUCUUAAUCACCGGCUGAUUAAACAACAUAAAAAAAUAACUUCUUAAUGAGGGGCUUUCAUGGAGUUUAACAAAUAAAUAAAUAGUAAUUUAUGUAGUAAUUACGGUUAUAAUCUAAUUGUAUUUAUGAGUGGCUUGUGUUAAAAUCUUCAGAAAUAUAUUUUAUUUAUUAGCACUUGCAUUUAAAGGAAUAAAAUAAGUGAAAAUAUUCAGGUCCGUUAAAAAAAAAUAAAUUAUUAAAUGAAUUUUCAUAAUUGUCGUGUGUUUUGACAAAUGUAAAAAUAAUGAAAUAAUUUUAAAUUGACAGAUGUGGUUCAAACUCAGCUCACUGCCAUUUGAUCCUGGAGUAGGAUAUGCUACCUGUGUGUUGGACAAUCAACUGUACAUGUCUGGAAUCUCAUUACGUAAGGCGUACGUGCUACGCUAUGACCCUUGCACUAACUUAUGGGAAGAGUGUUGUCAGAUGCCAGAGAAGAGACGCUACCAUGAGAUGGUCGUGGCCUGUGGUCAUGUCCACGCCGUAUGCGGCUGGAACAAGAGAGACGGCGUGUUCACCAGCAUCAUACAGUACCACAGUUCAGAGGAGUCCUGGACCAGUCUGGGAAAUCUGAGAGUUGGCGUCUACUCAGCGUCAGCGUGCGCCCUGGACAAUAUUAUAUAUGUGUUUGGAGGAAGGGCAGAUGACAGCACGCGCAAGCGAGACAUUCAGUCUUUCAACGUCAACACCGGUCAAGCUACAGUUAUUAAUCAAUUCCCUUCUGCUGUUACGGAAAGCCGUGCAAUAGCUAUAAAUUCUUGCAUGUACUUAGCUCUAACAAACGGUUCCAUCAUGAAGGUAAUGGAGUCUGGUUCACUGUCACGGCACAGCAUUCUCCCCAAUUUUGACAGGUUCAACUUUGGACUUCUUCAACGAGGAAACAACAUCUUAGUUGUUGGCGGUGACACAAGGUAUCCAUCUGGUUCUAGCCAGUUUGUUGACAUUCUUGAAGUCAAUGGACAUGAUGGAAAAGUGCGCGUACUUCAAGAUCGCCUUUUUAACAAUGCAAGCGCCGCAGCCUGUCGCAUUCUUCUAAUUCGGAGAGUUAUUCUUCCGAGGUUGUCUGUCCCCGGUAUCCCACACUAACAGGAAGUUUACUAUAAAGAUACAUUUAUUUAUUGCUUUUAUUUAGUUUUAUCGAUUCGUCCUUGUAAGUCUUCAGUCAAGUGUUUCCUGUAAACCAGUGGUUCCCAACCUUUUGACUUACUGAGCCUAUUUUUAGAUCCAAUUUCUACAGGGGAAUCACUUAGGUCUACCCUAUGUCUUACAAGUUGAUGGUGUUGAGUGUUUCCUGGAGCAGAUGUGAAGCCCCUGAGUAGUCCUUGCAGAUCUCUUAGGAUUCAGCGUAGCACCGGUUGGGAACCCCUGCUGUAAUACAUUUCCACUCUUUAAAAAAAAACUGGGAUAGUUAAAUCAUUUUUAACCAAUCAGUUUUUGAAAGAUUAUUUUAAUAUUAAUAUGUAAAGUGUUAUGUAAACAAAAGUUGUUGUGUUUUUGUCAUUUAAAUUCAUUUUUUUAAAAUUUAGAGACUGAUGUUGAAACUUUAAAAAAAUCUUUUGAUUGUACUUACAAGAGAAUUUAUUAGUGUUUUACUUAAUCUUACAAAAUGUUUGAAUGGUGUUUUUUUGUUUUUUUUCAGGAGUUUUCCCCAUAUUUAAUGCUGAUACUCUUUGACUCUCAGUUAGUUUUGUAAUUCAUGGUCUCAUUUAUUGAGGUCAAACAAAAUACAUUUUUAUCAAACUGAUAACCAGCAGUUGAUAUUGGAUACAAUAUGAAUUAUUGUUAACUUUGAGGACUUUAAAAAGAAAUAGACUUGGUAAAAAAAAAGAAUAGUAAUUCUUUUGGGGAGUUUUGUGCAUGGUACAAAUCAAAGAGUUGUCAGUCAGUGUAGCAGUGGUCUGUGUGUCAGUCAGUGUAGCAGUGGUCUGUGUGUCAGUGUAGCAGUGGUCUGUGUGUCCGUCAGUGUAGCAGUGGUCUGUGUGUCAGUCAGUGUAGAAGUGGUCUGUGUGUCAGUCAGUGUAGAAGUGGUCUGUGUGUCAGUCAGUGUAGCAGUGGUCUGUGUGUCAGUCAGUGUAACAGGGGUCUGUGUGUCAGUCAGUGUAGCAGUGGUCUGAGGGAUUGUAUAUCUGCCAUGAUAUGUCAACUAUUGUACGUCUGCUAUUGUUAUGCCAUUGUAUGUCUCCCAUGGUAUGUCUGUUAUUGUAUGUCUACAAUUGUACAUCUGCUAUUGUACAAGUACUAUUGUAUGACUGCUAUUGUUUGUAUGGUAUUGUACAUCUGCUAUUGUAUGUAUGCUAUUGUACAUCUGCUAUUGUAUGUAUGCUAUUGUACGACUGCUGCUGUAUGCAUGGUAUUGUAUGUAUGCUAUUGCAUGUAUGCUAUUGUACAACUGCUAUUGUAUGUAUGCUGUUGCUAUUUUAUUCUAUUGUAUGUCAUCAUGCACACACACACACAUGGAAUGCACUGGAUGUAGAUUCGUGUUGAUGUCAUGGGAUCUGUUUUUUCCCUUCAUCUUAUGUACGUAUUCAACUAGUCUUCUGGUCAGAUUACUCUAAAGCUUUAACUUGUCUUUGACCGCCAUAAUGAGACAUGAUUCACUCUUACCACCAUCAUAGACAAUUAAAUGAUGAUUUUAAUUCAGUUUUGCUUCUUCUAUUUGUAAUGGAAUAUUAUGAAUGGUGUAGUCCAGUGUUUCCCAAAAUUUUGUUGUGUGGCCCUGUUAAUUGUAUACUUGUCCUUCCUGAG
Messenger RNA from Lymnaea stagnalis (great pond snail), 8074 nucleotides. The record is from the annotation of a GenBank genome assembly. Lineage: Eukaryota; Metazoa; Mollusca; Gastropoda; Lymnaeidae.